Molecule: messenger RNA, 1608 nt
Organism: Pestalotiopsis fici W106-1
Lineage: Eukaryota; Fungi; Ascomycota; Sordariomycetes; Amphisphaeriales; Sporocadaceae
Exons: 6
Coding region: 1-1608 (535 amino acids)
Molecular function (GO): flavin adenine dinucleotide binding; oxidoreductase activity, acting on CH-OH group of donors
Source: RefSeq, a predicted model, not a curated record
AUGGACUCGGAGUACGAUUUCAUAGUCGUUGGUGGCGGCGCUUCUGGUUGUGUCGUGGCCGCCAGGCUAGCCCAGUCGGCAGUCAAGCCAUCGGUGCUCCUGCUAGAAGCCGGCGGGCUCAAUGAAGACGCUGCUCACUUGACGGGUGCACAGCGGUACGAAGUCGCUUUUCGCGAAGGUUCACCCCUCAACUGGGGGUACAAGACGGAGCCCCAGUGGGCAGGCCAGCAGAUUGACUACUCGAGGGGAAAGGGGCUGGGUGGCUCGACGGCCAUCAACUUUUGCGGCUGGGUCAUUGGCCCCGACGACGACUACGAUGAAUGGGCUAGGAUCGUGGCAGAUGAUGCAUUUGGCUGGCGACAUGUUCGGCGGGUUCUCAAAAGGGUGGAGAAUUUCCAUAAUGAUGUGCCCGAAGACUUUCGCGACUACAUCAACCCUAAAGACGAAGAACAUGGCAUCGGAGGUGCAGUCGAUGUUUCCUACCAGGAAGAAUGGCUGCCCGGCACCCGAGAUGUCUUCAAGGCAGCCGAACAAGUCGGAUUCGGCGUGAACCCAGAUGUCAAUAAUGGCAAUCCCAUGGGGAUGGGUAUGGGAAUGGUAUGCAUUCAUAAGGGUGUUCGAGUCACCUCGUCGAGCGCAUACCUGUCCAGUCCACCAAGCAACUUGACCAUCAUUGCAGAUGCACACGUCGCCAAGAUUAUACUAAACGGCAAGACUGCCCAAGGUGUACAGAUCAUUGACGGCCGGCGCUUUACGGCAAAGAAAGAAGUCAUCAUUUCUGGUGGUGCUAUAAAUAGUCCCCAGAUUCUACUGUGCUCAGGAAUAGGGCCGUCGAGCGAGUUGGAAAAGCUUGGAAUCGACGUCUUGCAUGAUCUUCCCGCAGUGGGCAAGAAUCUUCGAGAUCAUUGCUUUUCACUCGCCGGUCUUGUCAUCAAGAAGACCCAUGAUGCACCGUUCAAGCAAAUUCCCAGCCCAAUGGGUUGGUUCCAGGUUCCUGCUGUACUUGCAUCGGCAGAGUUCCAGGACCUUCCGCUCGAGACACAAAAUUAUCUGAAAAAGUCUCAUGUGCCGAGCUGGGAACUGGCCGCCCAGACGCCAUUCCUAGACGGAACACAAGUGAAAGAUGACGAGGAGGUCUUUACAUCUUGUUGUUUAUUGAUGAACCCACAAUCCAGAGGCACCGUGACGCUCAAGUCCGCCGACCCAAAAGAAGCGCCCAUCAUUGACCCCAAGUUCCUGACACAUCCUUUUGAUCGGAGAGCAGCCAUUGAAAGCUUUAGAGAUAUGCUCAAGUAUCUGCAAGCCCCAGUCUGGAAGGAAAAGACUGUCCGCAACUUGGCCUGGCCUCAUGACGACUCGGAUGAGGCAAUUUGGGAAACAUUCUCAUCCAAUCUUCGCAGCACUUGGCACAUGGCUGGUACCAUUGCCAUGGGCAGAAAUGCCGAUGAUGCCUGUGUAGACAAUUCUUUCAAAGUCUUUGGGAUCGACGGCCUACGCGUCGUAGAUAUGAGUGUAUGCCCAAUGGUUCCCAACAACCAUACUCAAACCACUGCCUAUGUCAUUGGCGAGCUUGCAGCAGAAAAGAUUGCAUUUGAACAUUGUCUCUAA